AUGGCCACCGCGUCGCUGGCGCGCCGCAGCUGCUGCAAGGGGGUCCCGCUGGCAAAGGUGCGCGCGAGCCAAGCCCACCGCGCGGGCGGCCUUCCAAACGCCUCCGGGCCAAACGGGCGCGCGGCGCUUCGGCUCUCCGCGGGGGAGCGCGCGCGCGCGGACGCCGAAGGGUGAACCGCCGCCGAGGAAGAGAAGAGCGCGGCGCUCCACGAGGAGGCAUGCGCAGCUGGACAGAAAAAUUACGUGGAUCCAGUUACUGGCUACCUAGUAUUGACCAAAGUUGCCCAUUUGGAAAGGGGAAACUGCUGUGGUUCUUCCUGCAGACAUUGUCCAUAUGGUCAAACAAAUGUUAAAGAUCCGUCCAAAAAGAAGCGGUUCAAUUCCUUUUUUUAUGCUUGACAAUCAAAGGCUUUUGCAUCAUACCAUGAAGAAAGAAACGAUCAGCCGUCACCCUCACUCUUCCCUCCCCUUUUUCUGCCCCCUAUUGCUUCCCCAUUUUGCAUAUUGGCGUUCCUUUGACCUCUGCUGUUCCGUAUCCUGAAUAUUUUCCGAUAGUAAUGGAAAAAAAUCCAUGUGUGUGCCAGUGAUGCUGAGCCAUUGACAAGGCUUUGCCUUUCUCUGCCAUUGCAAGCUGUAAAGAGAUGGGUGCUUUGCUUUCCAAAUUCAUUAG
This is a messenger RNA of Euleptes europaea (tarantolino), 670 nucleotides long. It is a transcript of the gene C2H1orf53, whose product is annotated as chromosome 2 C1orf53 homolog. The transcript has 3 exons. The record is from RefSeq and is a predicted model, not a curated record. NCBI's taxonomy places the organism in Eukaryota, Metazoa, Chordata, Lepidosauria, Squamata, Sphaerodactylidae.